Molecule: messenger RNA, 3371 nt
Organism: Topomyia yanbarensis
Lineage: Eukaryota; Metazoa; Arthropoda; Insecta; Diptera; Culicidae
Gene: qua
Product: villin-like protein quail
Exons: 6
Coding region: 690-3257 (855 amino acids)
Biological process (GO): cytoskeleton organization; actin polymerization or depolymerization; barbed-end actin filament capping
Cellular component (GO): cytoplasm; actin cytoskeleton
Molecular function (GO): actin filament binding; phosphatidylinositol-4,5-bisphosphate binding
Source: RefSeq, a predicted model, not a curated record
CAGCUGCCUUGUACAGCCAGUACUAACGUUGGCAGUAGUUGUGUUUUCCCAUUGUAAUGCUCCAAUUUCAGUGUGAAAAGCGGCACAUUUCAUGGUACCAUAGCUGUAGCAGCAACGACAGCAGCGAUGUGAUCGUGGGUGGAGGAUCACCGAAAUGCAUAGAAUUUGUAUAAUUGUACAGGUGGAACAACUUCGAAAAGUGAAGAAUACAUAGUUGGACUGUGAGAAAAUCGACUACCUCUAUCGUUAUAUGUGUGCAUGCACCCCGGCUGGGUGGGUACUGGCUGCUGUUGUCGGGCUUGAUGGGAUUGGGAGUUCGAAAAGCGCCAAAUCGAUGUGCUGCUACUGGCUGUCUGUGACGCCGAGUUGGGGAGCACGAAAACAUCGCUAGUUAGUGGGUGGCAUCCAGAUGGUGAAAACGAUUUCCAGCAUUCUGAGUGCUGUUGAGAAAGGUUCAGUGCCAAUGUGGCAUUUAAAUUGAAUGAAAGUGAAUUGUGACUUGUGCUGCUCGUGAAAAAGGAUUGGGAAAUAAGUAAUCGAACGAAGUUUCAACAAAUUGCAACAUGAUCUUAUUAAGAAUAGUGGAAAUUUGAGUUACUGCGUGUAGACAAAUUUAAACAUUGCAGAAAAUGAGAUUGGACCUUCUACUUUUUUAACGAGCGACGAAAUCAAAACAUUCGUUCGUAACAAUGAGUAAGCAGCUGAUAAAGGACCAAAAGCGGCCCAUAUACGAGGACAUAAAAAUCGACACCGCAUUCAGAAAAAUCAGUCCCAAAGCGAUAGGAUUCUACGUCUGGCGAAUACAGAAUGAUCACGUCGAGGCCCUGCCCAAAGAACAAUUCGGAACGUUCUACGACGAGAACACCUAUGUGAUCUAUUCCGCCUCGCUGGCUGGUACAAUUUCGGACAAAAACACUAUUUGCCGCGAAAUCAAAACCCCCGGAGCGGUCGUUGAACGCUAUAUCCACUUUUGGUUGGGAGCAAAUAUCACAUCUGAUCGAUCAAAAUCAGCGGCUUACAAAAUCAUUGAACUGGAUCUACACCUAGACCACAAAACCACACAGUACAGAGAAAGCCAAGGCCACGAAGGAAUUCGGUUCUUGUCCUACUUCAAAGAUGAUGGCAUUCUCAUCCAAUCGGGAACCGAUCCUUCAUCGUACCCACAGUUUCCACGGCUAUACCAAAUUAAGGGCCGAACAACACCCCAAUGCAUUCAACAGAAAGCAAUCACCUGGCAACAUUUCAACUGCGGCCACGUGAUGAUCCUGCAGACGCCGAAAAUUCUGUUUGUUUGGGUCGGUCGAACAACUGGUUCCUGCGAGAGGAUAUUCGGGUUGAAGAUUGGAACCAAACUGAAAGACUCCUUCAAAAUACCCGAAAUCGCCAUUGUUGACGACGGCUACGAGCAGUCGAUGAGUGUUCCGAGGAAAGAAGUUUGGAACAGUUUUCUGAGUUUAUCGCAAAGAUUUGUUCAACCGAUGGCUUUGAGUCCUUCAAAUGCAGAUAUCACAUUGAAACUAUAUCAGUGCGAUACGGUGAAUGGAGUUUUCCGCGUAGAACUAGUUAAAACGGGUGCUUUAGAGCAGUCAGAUCUGUACGGAAGGGAUAGCAUCUACAUCAUUGACUACUUCUGUAAUGGGGUGUGGAUUUGGAUUGGGCGAAGUUCACACAAGCAGAACAGAGCCGAAGCUAUGCGCCAUGUUAGAGGAUAUGUGAUCAAGAAAGGUUAUCCUGCCUCCACCCCGGUUGCUCGAGUAAUCGAUGGUCUCGAACCGGCUGAGUUCACAAGCCUGUUUCCUAGUUGGAUUAGCUCGGACGUGAAUGGAAACUCGAUUAAGGGUAUGUCGGAGAAGUUCGAUGCACUCACGCUGAUUCAGCGACCCAAGUUGGCAGCCCAGAUACAGUUGAUGGAUGAUGGAUCGGGCGAUGCAACCGUUUACCAAAUCGGAGCCGAAGAUGUUAAAGAGAUUCCUAAAAAGUUCUCAAAAACCUUCUACUCGGGCAGUUGCUACAUAGUCCAUUACCAACUGUCCUGUGUCUCGGAGAACACCACCAGCACGUUGGGUAAUUCUAUUAAAAACGUCGUAUAUCUGUGGAUCGGUUCUAAUGCUUCGAUGGAGUACCGUCAAACAGGGGAAGCGUUUCUUGCGGAAAUGUGCAAUCAUUUGAAAAAGAACGUGGUUCAGGUCAGAAUCAGUGACGGUAUGGAACCUCCCCAUUUUCUGCAAAUCUUUAAAGGGGGUCUGAUAGUUUUCAACGCGAAGAGUCCCAGCGGAGAGGGAGUUAUGAACCUGCGGAAGUAUCCCAGUAGCUUUGUACUGAAAGUAGUUGGAAACUCUACCUUCACCUGCAAGGCGGUUCAAGUGUCCAGUAAGACAUUGUACUAUCCGGAAGAUUGCUACAUCCUGAAAGCUCCAGACAAUGAGAUAUGGAUUUGGUGUGGACAAUACUCGACUGGAGAUUCGCGGGAAAUGGCCAAAUCUAUAGCCUCCAUUCUGGGGGAGUACAAUCUUGUUAUGGAAUCGAACGAAACAGACGAGUUCUUUAAUUCUGUUGGAGAGAAAUUUUUGAAGCAGCUGAAAAAAACUCACGGAAAUAUCAUAACGCCGAUGAUGAACGUGGCACUUACUUGGGAGCGGCAACGUAUUGGACUGUACAUGUGUUCUUUGGAGCAGGAAAAGUAUGUUUUGAGCAAAAUUUUUGGCUUCUCGCAAAAAGAUUUAAGGCCUGAAAACAUCGUGCUAUUGGACGCUGGAAAUAUAGUGUAUGUUUGGAUAGGUGAAUAUGUAGCACCGGACGAUCGAUUGCAAUGUUGGGAUUUGGCCAAAUAUUUAAUAACUACACAUCCUGUUCAGAGAGAUGCGAGUAUGCCAAUAGCUGUAGUGCGGCAAGGAGAAGAGCCUAUAACGUUCGUCGGAUUUUUCGAGAAAUGGGAUAAAAAAUACUACGAGAACUACGUCCCAUUUGAGAAAAUCCGUGCUGAGUUGGAAACUCCAGGAGCACCGACACCCAUCCCUCGUGGUUCCGUCAACAGCGACAAUGGCACUGCCGAUGAUUUUGACAGAUACCAGAAAUACCCACUCGAUAUGUUGAGAGGUGAUCCAACUGAUUUACCGGCUAGUAUCAACCCUACCCGGAAGGAGGUGCAUCUAACGCAUGACGAUUUUGUGACCGUGUUCAAAAUGCCCUACCAUGACUUUGAAGAAUUGCCAAAAUGGAAACAAGUCGAGCUAAAGAAGCAGAAAAAACUAUUUUAAUAUGUUGCACCUUAUUGAUUUAUCGCUCUGCGAAUGCCGAUAUUGAACGUGUUGAAAAUUUUAAUGUGAAAUAAAUAAUCCACAGCUGUUUUAAUUUUUACUCGUCUGACGAAA